UUAUAAUCGCUAUUCAUUGUUAUUCUCAUGUGUUUCGUUUCCUUCAGAAAUUAAGUUCAACUUGACCUAUUCGUAAUAAUAAACAUACGAAUUACAGUUGCGAAAUAUUUAGUCAAUUUCGAAAUAAAGCAUUGGAUGAUUUUUAAAUUAUUAUUAAAAAUAAUGCACGCACCCACAAAAUUGAUGAAUAUAAAAUAUGGACAAGCUAUAACACCAGUAACAUACUCUAAGAAUACUAUGAAAGUACCACCUCGAAAAUUAUGGCAGAAGGAAAAUGUCAAACCGGAAUGUCAAAAUGAUAAUUGGCAUAAAAAUAAAAAUUCGAAAAAAGAUGAGAAAUGGGAUGCGAUCCAAUCACCGCAAUUUGUCGAUUUUUCAAAUUUACCCGAUAUUGGAGAUUCGUUUUUUAAUAGAGUGACUGUAGUUGUAAGUACACCAAAUCCGAAUCUUGCAAACGAAAAACUUCCGAGUACAAUUACAGAAGACGAUUCAUUGAUCACAUCUUUAAAAAAUUUCUCUUUGUCCGAAACACAAAAUGAAACAGUAUACGAAAACCCGUUAUACGUUAAUCAAAAGGAGAAACAAAAGGAAGAAUACGUAGUGCAUGAUGUUAGCAUUAACCAAGUAUAUGAAAACCCAUUAUAUGUCAAUCAACAAGAGAAAGAAAAAGAAGAAUACGUAGUUCAUAAUGUUAGCAUUAAACAGGAAUCUAACAUUAAAACUGAAAUUUGUAAUAAAGUACAAAAAUCGCAGAAUGUUAAAAUAUAUCCAUUCUCUUUUGAUUUACGAUCAAAAAAUAUACAGAAACAAAAAGAAGAACAAAAACAAAAACAGAUUAAAAAGAUAUUGGAAGAAGAAAAAAAAAUAAAAAUAUUUCAUGCAAAUCCCAUUCCAAAGUUUAUAAAAAAUCGAAUUAAAAUUGAACCAAUAGGUAAUAACAAAAACGAAAAAAAUCAAAAAGUUAAUGUUCCUAAUAAACAAAUUAAAAAGAAUACCGAGCUUUGGAAAAAACCGCCGUUUACACCAUGUUUAUCAAAGAAGAAGUUAGAACCACCAAAAAUAGGACCUUUACACUCAGAAAUUCGAGCGAUAGAAAGAAAACGCUUUGAUGAGAUUAUAAAAGAAAAACAAAAACAAAAAGACUUACAGAAACAAAUGGAAAUUGCUGCUAAAAAGAAACAAGAGGAAGAAGAAAUCGCACAGCUACGAAAACAAAUUGUUCAUAAAGCUCAACCGAUUCGAAGAUAUAAAAUAGAAUUACCAAAAGUCGAAAAACGACCAUUAACUGAUCCUAUAAGUCCAAUAUUAUUGAAACGUCGUCGUCGUGUAUAAAUACUUAAAAUAUAAUUAAGAAGCAUUAUACUUUAGUAAUCGAAUUUUUCAAAUCAACGUUUUUUUUUCACGCCCUGUUUCGCAGGUAGAUAUAUUUAUAAAAUAAUUUAAAUUAAUAAAUAUAUUAUAAUUAAAUUUAAAUUUUCAGUUUAAUUAUAUUAAUAUGUACGUUUUAAUAUAUUUAUACAUAUAGAUACACAUCUAUAUACUUUUUGAUUUUCUAUAAAUUUUGUCAAUAAAGGCAAUUUCAUCGAAAUAUAUUUUUAAUCUCUGAAAGUAAUAUUUUAUAAAACAACAAUUUUUCGAAAUAUAUUCGUAUCUAAGAUAUUAAAUGAUCGUUAUUUAAAAUAGUUUACUAAAUAUUUUUACCGAGAACAUGUGAAUUGGAUUAUUGUGAAAGUUACUCAUUUUUUAUAAUAUGCUCACAUAUUUAACAUAGUUAUACUGAAUAAAUAUUUGUUUUAACGAAGAUGCGCAUUAACAUGAAAUACAUAACAUACAUUACUAUAUUAUAUUAUAACACAACACGCACACACACACACAAACACACACACACGCACGCACGCACGUACGCAUAGAUAUAUUAAAGAUUGCCAAUGCAUUCUAGAUUAUAUCAAUAUUCUUAACAUACGAUAGUUAUAAAUAUUUAAAUAAUUGAUAAACACACAUACAAUAAUUAUAAAAAUGGAUUUUCCUUAACAGCAUAAUAUUUAAUUUUUUCAAAGCAUGAUAUAGUAUUACAUAAAUUGAUUUGUACCUUUUUCUUCUUAUAACGAAAUGUGUAAAGAAUGAAUUUUUAUUUGUUCUAUUAUGUAUAAUAAUAUUUAAUAUUUCAAACUUGAUAAAAAUAAAUAUAAUGUUUAUAGAUAUAAACUAUCUUAAAUAUCAGAAAUUAAUAAAUAAUGAACAUUUAUUUAAAUAAAAUUAAAAUUUUUUAAAUAAAAUAUUUAAGAAACAAAAUUUAAAAAAAAA
Messenger RNA from Apis cerana (Asiatic honeybee), 2304 nucleotides. RefSeq names its product targeting protein for Xklp2. The record is from RefSeq and is a predicted model, not a curated record. NCBI's taxonomy places the organism in Eukaryota, Metazoa, Arthropoda, Insecta, Hymenoptera, Apidae.